AUGGGGUCCUUGGGCAGCCGGAUCCUGGGGUACAGCGAUCCAGCCCUAGCUGAUCCGCAUCAGUCAGAAGCCCGAGCAGGCCCCAGCUCUGGAAAUGGCGACCAUAAACGCAAGUGGAGCAGGCCAGCCGCGGGCCCAGAGUCUGAGGACGGCCCCAGGUCUCCAGAUCGGGACCAGGAGCUCCAGCAGGUCGUCCCACCGAACCACGGUAAAAAAGUUAAGAUCGCAUCCGAGUGUGCUUACCAAACUUUAUUUUUGAGUGGGGACACCAGUGACAUUAAAAUCUGUGCUCUGGGGAAAGUAUGGUGCUUACACAAACGCUUUUUAUGCCAGUCGGGCUACUUUGCUACGAUGUUUAGAGGUUCUCGGGAAGGCUCUCACAACGAGAUGAUUGAGCUGCAGAUUAAUGACCAGAACAUAGACACAGAAUCCCUCCACUUUGUACUAGGCUCGUUGUACAGGGACCAAUGUGUCAUAAGGGAGCCCCUUCACGUGAUAGGAGUUUUGGCAACGGCACACCUGCUUCAAGUAGAGGACUUAAUUCGGCAGUGUGAGCAGACCAUGGAGGACACAAUUAGUGGGAAAACUGUCUGUGGCUAUUACGCAGCAGCAGACACCUACGGCUUAGAUUCUGUGAAGACGGCGUGCUUUGAAUGGCUCCUCCACCAUUUGAUGACACAUCCAAGUGUUGAGCUUUACAAGGGACUCAGAAUAGACCUCAUGAAUCUGCUCACUUCUUCUGCUAAUUUAUUCGUAAUGCAAAAGGAAAUAGAUGUAUACACCACCCUUAAAGAGUGGAUGUUCCUUCAUCUUAACCCAGCUUGGAAAGGAUCGGUGGAAGAGCUCCUAGUUCAUACGAACGACUGGUUUCGCAGGCACCGAGAAUGCGGUGGUGGCACCGCCUUCCUUGAAACCAGACAAGGCAGAGCAUUUCAAUCGGUUUUUAAAAACUUGAGGUUCCAGCAUAUCAUCUGCGACCUGGGCUCCACAAGAGUUAUUGAGCGAGACGCUCUGAUACCUUCGGAAUGGUUAUCGCAUGUUUAUAAACAGCAGUGGUUCGCCUUGCUUAGAACACAGCAAUGCGAGGAAAUCGGGCCCCGAUACAUCGAUAGAAAAGAACUGGAAGAAUGCAGCAUGCGAUGCGGCAAGAUGAUUGUCGGGGAUGGACGCUACGCCUGGGGGUGGUCAGCGUUCAAUUUUGGCUUUCCUUUACGUGUCAUCUUCUCCAGCCAUUACGUCAUUUUCAAGCAAAAUAGGCUCCGUCAGCCAUGCGAUGCCCCAGCUUGUUUACAGCCUCUAAGAAACGUUGCAUUCCGAUUAACUGUGGUGCAUUUCGAGUCCAGCGGAGAGAUAAGUUUCCACAAGACAACCGGAUACAAAAUCCUCACCUUGGAAAAGGACGAGGAACGCGUGGUAAUGAAGUUGGAUAGCAGAGCUGUGAGAUUCCCUUUACACAUAUUCUGUAACUUCCUGUUUAUAUCAUCAGAAAAUCCAUGA
Messenger RNA from Artibeus jamaicensis (Jamaican fruit-eating bat), 1497 nucleotides. RefSeq names its product germ cell-less protein-like 1. The coding region runs from base 1 to 1497 and encodes 498 amino acids. Gene Ontology annotation, cellular component: nucleus. Gene Ontology annotation, molecular function: protein binding. The transcript has a single exon. NCBI's taxonomy places the organism in Eukaryota, Metazoa, Chordata, Mammalia, Chiroptera, Phyllostomidae. Gene Ontology annotation, biological process: germ cell development. The record is from RefSeq and is a predicted model, not a curated record.